AUGAGAAGAGUACGGGUUUCUCAAUUAAGCGCCCAGGUGUGCCGUGCUCGCCCAGGGGCCGCAUUCGCUUCUCGACAGCCAUUCCACACCUCCCUACGAACCCAAUCGACAAUAGCCCCGAGCGCGGACCUGACGUCGCUCUCCGAGAGCGUUGCCGAAGAUCACGAGCACAGAGAACAUAUCCUGCAGCCUCUGCCGUCGCCGGCACCCGAGAGAGCCCUGCAGUCGGCAAAGUUGGCGGCGCUGCACGCCAGACUUUCUCUUUCCAAGCAAAUCCCCCUCCAAACGCUCGCAAGGGCUCUCGUUAGCCCGACCGCCGACGCCAAUGCCAAUUUUAACAACACAAACCUAGCCUUCCUCGGAAGCACGAUAAUCAACUACCAUGUAUUCGAAUACCUGUUGUGCAAAUGGCCCCGCCUGCCAACCAGCAUGCUGUAUGAAGUCCUGAGGGCAUUCGCUGGCCCAGAGUCUCUCUACCAUGUUGCACGUGGAUGGGGUAUCGAUGCUGCCGCUGCUCCAGGAGAAGAGGUCGACCCUGGCCUGUUGCAGUGGAAGGCAAUCGUGGACCAAAGCAUCGCCUCGAAAUGGGGCCAUGUCCGCGCCGAGGAGGAACGAGACGACAACUACCGUCGCGGCUUGAGCAGCCGCAUUGUGCUCGAUGAUGCCUUUGGCGACCUUGUACGCAAGCCUGAACAGGUUGAGAUUAGCGCCACGCAGCUUGAGCACCAGGCAUUCUCUUCAGCCGCCCAAGCUGUCGUCGGAGCCAUUUACACACAUUGCGGCCGCGAAGCCGCCAAGGCCUUUGUCAAAUCACACAUCUUGACACGCCAGAUCGACCCUUCGGCCAUGUUCCACUUCAAGCAGCCCACAAGAGAGUUGAGCAUGCUCUGCGCUAGAGAAGGUUUCACUGCGCCGAUUGCCCGCCUGGAGAGCGAGACAGGUCGUCUUUCGCGCACCCCCGUCUUCAUCGUCGGCAUCUACAGUGGCAACGAGAAGCUUGGUGAGGGUGCCGGUCCCAGCCUAAACGUGGCGCGCAACAAGGCGUCAAUGAAUGCGCUGAAGGCGUGGUACCUGUACAGCCCUGGCAACAAGGUCCGCGUUCCUAGCGACAUGCUCGAAGCAGGCGCCAAGCCGUGGAAGGCACCUCACAUCGACAUUGGAGAGAUUGUCUAA
Molecule: messenger RNA, 1173 nt
Organism: [Torrubiella] hemipterigena
Lineage: Eukaryota; Fungi; Ascomycota; Sordariomycetes; Hypocreales; Clavicipitaceae
Source: the annotation of a GenBank genome assembly